Caenorhabditis angaria is the source of this 1290-nucleotide messenger RNA. The record is from the annotation of a GenBank genome assembly. NCBI's taxonomy places the organism in Eukaryota, Metazoa, Nematoda, Chromadorea, Rhabditida, Rhabditidae.
AUGAAUAAAAAGUUGUUCUCUUCUUCAUCUUCUUCUUCUCGUCGAGUUUCUCUUCCGGUUUCACUUGGUGUCACUUCUAAUUAUAUUUCACCACACAAAUUGAACAACUUUUCUUCUGCAACUUCUGCACAAAAUAAUUAUAAUUAUAAUAAUAACAACAAUAAAUAUAUUGCAUCUCCAAUGCUUUUGUCUCCAAACAUUUCGAUUCCAAGAAGGUAGUUUCAAUCUCAAGAUUAAUCAAAAAUUAUUAUUUUUUGCAGAAGUCUUCCUUCAACACCACUUCCAAAUGGUGGACGUCGUAGUUUGCCACCAACUCCACCGACUCCAAGUGAAGAUGAAGCUGAAACAGAAGAUGGAGAAGACAUAAAAAGAGAAAAACGACAAGAUCGAUUGAGAAGUUUUGAUUUACGUGAUGGACAUUUACUCGAUAAAGGAUUUCAAAAACCAAAACAUUCGUCUGAAACAUUAGAACCACCAACAAAUCGAUAUGAUUCACGACGUGCAACUUGUCCGGAUAUUUAUCUUUUUGAUUCACAAAAUCAUCUUAUGCGUCAUGUUGUACUUCGAAUUUAUGGAUCGAAAAAUUGUGGGAAAAAACGAUUGGCAAAUCGAAUUCAUCAUUUUGCAACGAGUAUGAAACCGGAAAAAGUUGUCGAUCGUAAGUUAUCGUUUUUUUCUCUGUAAAUUUUCUGUUGAUAAUUGAUAUUUUUCAGCUGAUGAAAACCCAGAUGAUUUCACAAAAAUGACAACAUUUUUAUUGAAUGGUCGAGAAAUAACUUUGGAAAUUUUAUUGGAAUCUGCGUUGGAAAGUUCACCAUUUCGACAAUCAAAAACAAUUUAUAUUGCAAUGUAUACUGUAGAUAGCAAAGCAUCAUUUGCAUAUGCUAGUCGAAUUUUGGAAAGGUUGACAUCUUCUAUUUAAUUCAAAUUCUAAAACAAAAUAUUUCAGAGUUGUUAAAGCUAACAAAUCUGAAACUCCACUUCAAGCAUUCUUGAUUGCCAAUAAAAUUGAUCUCGUCAGAAAUCAAGUUGUGUCAAGUUCUGAAGGUCAAAAAGUUUCCAAACAUUUGAAAUGUGAAUUUGUUGAAGUAUCAGCUUUACUUGGAUUGAACACAGAAGAUACUUGGACAACUAUUCUUCAACAGAUUCAGGUAACAUCAAACAAAAAUUAUAGAAAACAUUUUAUUUUUCUAGGAACCUGCUGAAAGAAGAAGACCAUCUUGGGUUGAACGAUUAUUGAAUCGUGGAAAAGAUGUGGCUGGUGAAGUAUUUCAUCGAAUUAUUGAUUAA